CUCUCUCUCUCUCUCUCUCUCAGCAUCAAUCUACACAGUCUCUGUCUUCUUCUGCAAUAAACUUCACCUUUUACACUUUACUUGAGUGCUCAAACAAGCCCUGAAUCCAACGUACCACCAUGUGACUUUGUCACCCCACAUCACAAAUAACAUUAUUCAGAGCAGUUCAUAACCACAAUGCACUAAUUCUAAUCCCAACAAAAUGCCAAACCCACAACAAAACUUCAGCCUCUGGUCCUCCUGCCGCCGCAAACUCAUCGCCACCAUGCGCUGCAGCUGCGGAAUAUCCCGCCACAACAAACCCAUCAACUCACCGCCGGUGAUCAAGCUGCCGCCGGAACCUUCAUCGGAGGAAAAGAAUGUGAUGAUGAAAGAGACCAUGAAGCGGUUGCAGAGUGGAGAAAACGAUGCCGUGUUACGAGGAGCGAAAGAUGUUAGAGAGUUGGCGAAAACCGAUUCGGAAGCUCGAAUGAAUUUCGGGUUGAUCGGAGUGAUUCCAUUGCUUGUUGCAAUGCUUGAUUGUGAAGAUGUUGAUUCACAUAUAGAGGCUCUAUAUGCUUUGCUUAAUCUUGGAAUUGGAAAUGAUAUGAAUAAAUCCGCUAUUGUUGAAGCGGGAGGGGUACACAAGAUGCUUGAUCUAGUUACGCCUCCAAAAGAGUGUUUACCUGAUGUGACAGCUGCAGUAAUUGCGAAUUUUCUUGGAUUAAGUGCCUUUGAUUCAAACAAAGUUGUCAUAGGAUCUUCUGGGGCUGUCUCAUUCUUGAUCAAAACCCUAAGAGGAUUGAUCAAGGCGGAAACCAAAACCGAGGACAUGGAUUCGCAAGUGGUUCAAGAUUGUUUAAGGGCACUAUACAAUAUAUCUAUUUUGGCGACGAAUGUUUUGCGGAUGAUUGAGAUUGAUGGCUUUGUACAAUUUUUGUUGAGCGCGAUUGGAGGAGAUGCGGAGAUAAGUGAGAGAAUACUUUUGAUUCUGUCUAAUGUUGUGUCGACCCCUGAGGGUCGACGGGCGGUUAGUGCUGUGCAUGAUGCGUUUACAAUUUUAGUGGAUGUUUUAAGUUGGAUGGAUUCGCCGAAUUGCCAAGAGAAGGUGGCAUACAUUUUAAUGGUGAUGGCUUACAAGUCGAGUGAAGAUCAACAAGCCAUGAUCGAGGCGGGGAUCAAGUCUUCGUUGCUAGAAUUAACUCUUUUGGGUAGUACUUUAGCACAAAAAAGAUCAUCUAGGAUUCUAGAGAUCUUGAGAACCGACAAAGGGAAACAAGUUUCAGAAAACACUAGAGGAGGUGCAGGGACGACUUUGUCAGCGCCCCUUUGUGGGUCCGGUGAUAAUGCUGAAUCACCGGACUCAUCAAGUGGUUUUUCAAAUAGAAAUGCGGUAAAGCACUUGGUAGAACAAAGCUUGCUGAGCAAUAUGAGAAAGAUAGUGAAAAGGGCAAAUUUACGGCAAGAGUUUGUGUCGUUAGAGCAUUUGAAGUCGUCGGUUACUUUACAUAAUUCAUCCUCAAAAAGCUUACCUUUUUGAGAUGAUUUUAAUGGUGAAGUCGUUCGCUUUUUAUGUUUAUCGUAUGAUUAGACCUUUUGUUAGGCUAUGAUGUUUUAUUUUGUAACGUUUAUUAAGAAAUCACUAGAAUUACCAACAUAUUAAAAAGCUACAUGUGCAUAGUAGGAAUGAAUGUUCUUUGUAACCUUUGUUUUCUUACUUCAACUUGUAUAUAAAGCAAACCAAGCAUG
Molecule: messenger RNA, 1728 nt
Organism: Helianthus annuus (common sunflower)
Lineage: Eukaryota; Viridiplantae; Streptophyta; Magnoliopsida; Asterales; Asteraceae
Product: U-box domain-containing protein 12
Exons: 2
Coding region: 203-1519 (438 amino acids)
Molecular function (GO): protein binding
Source: RefSeq, a predicted model, not a curated record